This is a messenger RNA of Aspergillus nomiae NRRL 13137, 1602 nucleotides long. RefSeq names its product NAD(P)/FAD-dependent oxidoreductase. Bases 1 to 1602 code for a protein of 533 amino acids. The record is from RefSeq and is a predicted model, not a curated record. Lineage: Eukaryota; Fungi; Ascomycota; Eurotiomycetes; Eurotiales; Aspergillaceae. The transcript has a single exon. Gene Ontology annotation, molecular function: oxidoreductase activity. Gene Ontology annotation, cellular component: cytoplasm.
AUGGCAUUCGUACAGGCCCUCCUCACCGACCCCGGCAUUCCCCUCAAGGACAGGCAGGAUGCCCUUCACCGUGUUCUCGCCGAUCCAGGAAUACCAGGGCCACUCGGCGAGAGCACUUCAUCGUUUUGGCUGAAAGAUCCACACCCGGAGCUGGCCAGUAUGCAAUCACGGGAAUUACCUCAAGAGGCUGAUGUUGUAAUUAUUGGUUCCGGCAUUACAGGUGCUUCAAUUGCACGCACCCUGUUGGAGGAAAAUGAUCAGCUUGCAGUGAUCAAUACGAGACCCGCAGUUGUCAUGCUGGAGGCACGAGACACUUGCACUGGCGCGACGGGUCGCAAUGGAGGCCAUAUUCUGGAGACAGCUGAAGAGUUUACUGACUGGGAAGCCCUCUAUGGGCUGGAAGCGGCAAAGGCAUUGACACGGUUCCGGCUGGCCCAUCUGAAGUCGAUAUUGCAGGUAGCGGACAAGUAUGGAUUGACAAAAGAAACCCAGGCUCGAAAGGUCGAGUUUCUCAGUGUGCACUUCGACGAGGAAAGAUGGCGUCAAGCAGUGCAAUGUAUCACACGGUUCAAAACAUGUAUGCCUGCAGAAUCAGCCGAGUGGAAACUUCUUGACAAGAGCGAGGUCCCCAAGGUUUGUUACUUCCAUAUACUGCUACAAUACUGCUUGGAGGUUGACAAUAGAUCUCAGGAAUGGUGCCUCCCUCAUGCCAUUGGGGUUGUCGCAGGACCAGCCGGAGCCCUAUGGCCUUAUAAACUGGUCACCGGGUUGUUAGAAAGGUUGCGACAAAAGCAUCCAGCAAACUUCCUACUCGAAACCAACACACCAGCGACCAAAGUCUCGACCGAUGGCACCUCACCUUUGCGGUAUACCGUAGAGACACCGAGAGGAACCCUGCAUGCUCGACAUGUUAUCCACUGUACGAAUGCUCAUGUUGGACAUCUUGUCCCCGAGCUAAGGGGCCACGUUUACCCAGUUCGAGGGCAAAUGUCUGCCCAAAACCCGGGCUCCACUUUUAUCUGUCAAGCUACAGAACAUUCGUGGCUCUUUAACUACGACCGUGGUUUCGACUACCUGACACAAUUACCCCCUGGAGGAGACUCAGGUAAAAAGAUGAUGCUGGGUGGUGGCUUUGCUCAAGGUCGCAACGGUGGGCUUGGCGAUUUGGGUAUCGCAACUGACUCAGAGCUGAGCCUGCCUUGUGAUAUUCACCUGUCCGGUGCGUUGAGUGCGGUGUUCGGCCAUGAAAAUUGGGGUCAGGUUGACGGUCCUUGCGUGGAGCAGAUGUGGACGGGAAACAUGGGAUUUAGUAGCGAUGGCCUUCCAUGGGUUGGACAGCUACCUUCGUCUGUGGGUUAUAGUGCAGAAGCAACAAAGGAGAGUGGUGCUCAGUGGGCCUGCUGCGGAUUUAGUGGAGAAGGUAUGGUGCAAGCCUGGCUAAGUGGAACAGCAGUGGCACAGAUGUUGUUGGCCAGCGGCCGAACGCACCAUGUGAGAUCUGAUUAUCUGUCUUGGUUCCCAGAGCAGAUGCUGCUAACUGAAGAGAGACUGAAGAAAGCAGGGCUGACACGAGCCGUCGGUGACCGGGCCUCAAAUCUGUAA